AUGAUGACCACCUCCCACACCAACGCUCCCAGCCCCAACAUGCCCAGACAUCAACACCAAGACCAAUUACGCGGCAUCAAGCAGCCGAGUGGCAGCAUCCAGUACUUGCCACGCUCGGAAGACAAAGACAUGACGUCUGGAGAAACCUACGAGGACGUCAACAGCGCAGCAAUCAACCCCAACAGCAUGGACGACCAGCAACCGCAAGGAAAAGAGAUGGAUAAAAUCAUCUUUGACACCGGCGUCCAGGAGUUCAUCCUCAGGGCAGCUAAUUUUUGGACCGAUGACCUCGGAGGCGCCGGCGACAUUAUCAACGACUUGGCCUACAAACUGAGAGGGCUGCUUACUCUCAUUGGCAAACCCAUUACCCGCUACCUCCACAUCGGCACCUAA
Molecule: messenger RNA, 393 nt
Organism: Linnemannia hyalina
Lineage: Eukaryota; Fungi; Mortierellomycota; Mortierellomycetes; Mortierellales; Mortierellaceae
Source: the annotation of a GenBank genome assembly